AGCCUGCUAAGCCCGUGAAGCCAACGGCCCAACGAGACCAACGCCUUGAGACUUGCAACCUUGCCGCAUUACCCUCACCAUCUGACGGACAUUAUUCUCACGCAGACCUAAUCAUACACACACAACCCCCUUCACCACCACCGAUACCCCCAAACUUGACUAGGGAACCCACAUCCUACAUCUCCUCCUACCUCGAUUCCGCAAGUCAUGAACACCAACGGAAACCCCGCGGCGCAGAUCGCAAAUGUCUUCUCCAACUUUGGAGCACAGUUGAAGCCUUUCGGCUCUCAAGCCGUCAAGCAGUUCUCGCAAAUGCAGCAAUAUGCCAAGGAACGGAUGGGAAGCGCAAGUGACGUGACGGAGCUGCCUGCCGAAUACAGGGAUCUCGAGUUGAAAGUGGACCGUAUCAAGACUCUCCACGACAACCUCUCGAAAAUCUCGCGUAACUUCACCCUCCCGCACUAUGACUACGAGCCUCCGUUGGCGGAGACUGCCUUGAACUUUGCAUCCACCGUCAGUGACCGCGCCAUCUCUUUCACGGCUGCUGGUGCCCGUGCUGCCGGUGUCAAUGCCAACAUUGGCGGUGGGCCUAAGACUAAGGAGGAGAUUCCUCCUAGCUUGGCCCAUGCCUUCGCCCGUGCUGCCAUCCACUCGGCUGAAGAGCUUGGAACACAAGAGCCUAUCGGUGUUGCCCUCAAGAAGUUUGCUACUGCUGAAGAGAGGGUUGGAAACGCACGAUUGAAGUUUGAUGCCGAGGCCACUAGCAAAUUCCAUCAGCCAAUCAACCGCAUGGUUGUGCAAAAUAUCGCUGCUGCGAUGAAGGCGCGCAAGAGUGUCCAGUCCGUACGGUUGACAUACGACGCUUGCCGCGCUCGUCUGAAGGCUGCCAGGCCUGAGCACGUUGAGGCGGUGCGCCAGGAGAUGGAGGCAGCAGAAGAUGAGUUCGUUGCUGCCGUCGACGAUGCUAUGGGCAAGAUGAAGGCUGUUGUCGAGACAACGGAAACUUUCAAGAACUUGGCCGAUCUUGUCUCGGCACAACUGAAGUACUUCAAGGAGGCCGCUGAGGCUCUUUCGGAGGUUGCCCCCGAGUUGGACGAGCUGACCGUUACAAACGAAGCUCUGCUCAGGCACCCCGCUGCGUAAUUUGUAUAUAAUCCGCUUUUCGUAUCACAAACAGAAUUCUUGGUAUCCAUUUAAAAGUCCUUUACACAAUUCUUGUCCUGAUUACGCACUUGUGUUUACGCCAAGACCAUACGGUAACUCGCAGUCGCCGGCUCUAUCCC
Molecule: messenger RNA, 1283 nt
Organism: Fimicolochytrium jonesii
Lineage: Eukaryota; Fungi; Chytridiomycota; Chytridiomycetes; Spizellomycetales; Powellomycetaceae
Exons: 7
Coding region: 208-1143 (311 amino acids)
Cellular component (GO): cytoplasm
Molecular function (GO): protein binding
Source: RefSeq, a predicted model, not a curated record